Messenger RNA from Limanda limanda (common dab), 2722 nucleotides. It is a transcript of the gene veph1, whose product is annotated as ventricular zone expressed PH domain-containing 1. NCBI's taxonomy places the organism in Eukaryota, Metazoa, Chordata, Actinopteri, Pleuronectiformes, Pleuronectidae. Gene Ontology annotation, molecular function: phosphatidylinositol-5-phosphate binding. Gene Ontology annotation, cellular component: plasma membrane. The record is from RefSeq and is a predicted model, not a curated record. The transcript has 15 exons. The coding region runs from base 1 to 2511 and encodes 836 amino acids. Gene Ontology annotation, biological process: regulation of signal transduction.
AUGCACCAGCUGUUCAGUCGGGUGCUCGGCCAGAGGGAUCUUUCCCGAGCCGGGGAUCUCUUCUCUCUGGAAGACGCAGAGAUUGAAGACUGUCUGUCACAAGCUCUGGACCAGAUCAAGACAAUAUCCUGCUCACCGGACUAUCUGACCAAUGACAACGAUCAGGCGGUGGUAGAGAUUUGCAUAACACGCAUCACCACGGCCAUAAGGGAGACGAGCUCCAUCGAGCGACACAGCGUGGCGCUGGUGGGGCUCUGGGAGUCGUGUCUGGAACAUAACCUCACGCCCCAAGGUGAAAACACAGAGGACACGCCGCACGCCAAGAUUGCCUCUGACAUCACCAGCUGUAUCCUGCAGAACUACAGCUGUCCCUCGGUCAUGGUGCUGGCCGUGCCGGUGGCGGUGCGGUUCCUCCAGAGAGGGAACAGGGAGCUCAGCAGGAACAUGUCCAGUUAUCUCUCGCUGGCUGCUAUAGCCAAGGCUGAUCUGUUGGCUGAGCACACAGAGGCCAUUACGCUCAGCGUGCUGGGAGGUAACCACAUGCUGUUGCGGGUGUUGCCGUCAGUUUACCCCCGACAACCAGAUACCAUCCACUGUCACCUCGGCGACCUCACUGCAAUGAUGACGCAGCUGGAGUCUCCAGAGCAACAGCACCUGAUCAGACUCAUUCAGAUGGUCGCAGAGCAACAUCCACUUAUGUUAAGCCCUCAGGUGCCUUUGUUGGUCGGUUACCUCGAUGACAAGUCUCUGACUGAGUCGCUACUGGGCGUGCUGGUAGACGUGUCUCAGGCCAGCCCUUCUUCGCUGGUCAGCUUCCUGCCCGUGCUGAGGACUGUUGGACAGCGGUGCCCGGCUCUCCUGGGUCACGUGGCCAAAACCCACGGCGCCGUCGGCAUCAUCAGUGAGACUCAUGCUCACAGCUCGUUUGUCUACCUCGUGUCCCUGCUGGGCAGCAUGGAGCACAGCUUCCACCACACCCUGCUGCUGGAGAUCAGAGCUCUGACUGACCGUCACCCCUCUUUACUGGGAGGCUGCGGGAAAGACAUCUACAGGAUGAGCAACUCCUUCACCGCCAUAGCCAGACUCUUGGGGAGGCGGCUGGAGGAGAGCUUAAUUCUAAAUUGUAAGUGCGAGGUGGACGAAGCGUGUCCGCCAUCUCCCUGUGCGUCGGUUCCAGGAGGAGGAGGAGGAGGUGGGGGAGGACGGGGGGCAGAACAGCAGCUUCAGGUGAAGAUCCAGGCCUUCGAGGAGAGGAUGGGGGAAGCCAGGGCAGAGGAGGAGCUGGAGGAGGACUCUCCUGCCUCCCUGCGACGCUACAGCCUGAGCCAAGCCGUCAGGGAGGAGAGACGAGAGAUGAGGUUCAACAGGUCAAAGAGCUUGGCCCUCCACGCUGUGCACUCACGCUCCAUCAACCCAGACGCCGGGGUCGACGGCGAUGGAGCGGAGAUAAGUCCGGACAACAUCUCUCCCAAUACUUUGACUAAUCCGCAAACAGGAAACCAGGAGGCACCACCUACCGACAGGAAGCGGACCGCUGAAGGCUCCGUGCCCGUCCCCCCUGCGGUGGAGAGAGGGGUCCGAGAGGCAGGGAAAGGUGAAGGCAGAGAGGAGGAUGGAGAGAUGAAGGAGCAGGACGAAGCUGACAGACUCUUCGUCCAUUUAAGAGACAACAUGGAGACGAUCAGAGCGUUCUGUAGAGACGUGGUGCGGCAGGUCCCAGCACCAGAGCAGUGUGUGAUAGAAGAUUCAAAUCGAGGCUGUGUGGCCAAGCUGUCGUUCUCCUGUCCUCUGAAGGGCCACUACUGCCUGUACGCCAAGUCCUGUUUCAACCUGACCAGCCGAAUGCCGCAUCUCUGGAUCCGCAUGAUGCUGCUGCAUCUACAGAGUAAGUCCAGUGUCCCUCUGUCCUCCAGGGACGAGUGCGUCCAGAGACUGGCUUCACUUUGGGAGAAGACACAGCUGAAGGGGGCUCACAGUUUCCCCAUGGCUAUGACACAGCACAGCACCCUGCACAGGAAGGACCUGGACAGUCUUCAGAUCCAGCUGGGUGAGGUGCGAUUCUUCGACCUGUUCGGAUACAGUGAGGAGGAAGGAGGCUGGCUCUGCUUCAUGUGUAACAACCCUGAGAAGGCCACAGUGGUGAACCAGGAGGGACAGCCUCUGAUCGAGGGGAAGCUGAAGGAGAAGCAGGUCCGCUGGAAGUUCAUCAAGCGCUGGAAAACCCGCUACUUCACCCUGGCAGGAAACCAGCUCCUCUUCCGCAGAGGCAAAUCAAAGGAUGAGCUGGAGGAUAUUCCUAUUGAGUUGAGCAAGGUGCAAAGUGUCAAGGUUGUGGCCAAGAAGCGUCGGGAUCGGGGUCUGCCUCUGGCCUUUGAGAUCUUCACCGACAGCAAGACGUAUGUGCUCAAAGCUCAGGAUGAGAAGCACACAGAGGAGUGGCUGCAGUGCAUCAACGUGGCCGUGGCUCAGGCCAGAGAGAGGGAGAACAGAGAGGCCACCACCUACCUGUGAGGCCGACACACAGACAGACACAACGUCAAAUGCAGUCAAACAUCACUGGGGAGUGUGUUUCUCUAGCGGUUUGGCAUUUUUUUAAGCACUUAUAAACAACAAACAGAACUGUCUCUGAGGAGGGAAACACAACACAACACACAACAUAUACAUAUAUAUAAAUAUAUACUGCUAGAAGCACUUCAGUAGCACCAUAAAUUCAUAUGUGUAA